GGGCUUUUCUGUGGAUCAGAUCAGCUCGCCCUUGAUCGAGCGCCGAGGUCUCCCUAUCACCAUUGUUGUCCUGGGGUUGCCGGACCGGACAUUCACGGCAUCGCCUCUUUCUUGACACUCUUUGCUGCCAGUUUCGCUUCGAUUCGUUCUUUUUCCUCCUAUUUUUGGGCGCUUUGGCAGAUUGACAUGCUGCAUUGCGCGUAAUCACCGCCUUCCUUCUACCUUGACACUGCCCUCGGCGUAACUGGUCCUCCCCGCGAAGCCCCGCGACACGAUGGUAUCCCGCUACAAGGACAAGGACAGGGACGGCGGCGUUGUGCUGUCCUUCGGCGGCCAAUGGGUCAGCUGGUCGCACACUGUCGUUGCGUAUCUCGCUUUCCUCAGCGCCCUCAUCAUCGGCUCCGCGCUCCACUACCACAAGAUCGUGCAGAACGAGUGGUACGGCUACCCACAGGAAUGGUUCCCGUCCGUCUCGGCUACCAUUGGCGACCGCUACCCCGAGCGGUCCAUUUUCAUGAUCUUCAUAGCCAUCACCUCCGGGCCGAGAUUCGCACUCGUCGGGCUAUGGUACCUACUCACCGCGAAGCCCGGCCACACCCUCCCCAAAGCGAUCGCCAUCUCGGGCGUCAUCCGGACGCUAACAUGUGGCGGCUGGACGUACAUCACUUCGACCGACGAUCAUGACUGGCACGAUAUCCUGAUGAUCUCGUACAUCGUCUUCACGAUCCCGUGGACGGCCGGCUGCAUCGCGCUGAGCCCGCCGAACGCCAAGGCUAUUAAGUAUAGGAAAUACUUGGCGGGCACUUUCUUCGGCACGCUUGUGCCCCUGGUCUACUUCUUCAUCCAGCACAAGGUGCACAGGAUCCCCGGAGCGUACACGAUCUACGCCUUCUUCGAAUGGGCCUUGAUCCUCCUCGACGUCGGCUUCGACGCCGUGACGGCUCUGGACUUUGACACGUUUGAGGUGAUUGUCAGGGAUGUCAAGGGCGCAAGCAAGGGUGUCAACACGUCCUCUGUGCCCACCGCCGUCCUCGAAAAGGAGAAGGAGAAGGCGACCGCCGGUGUCUUCUCUGCUGGCUUCCGCCUGGGCGAGGCUCUGGAUAUCGCUGCCGAUGUGUACCAUGGGUUCGUGUUCUGGUCUAUCUUGACGAGCUUGGGCGUCGUCAUUUGGUACUUCCCUCUGUGGCACAUGGGCAUUUCCGGCUAUGAAGCGCUCGUCAUGUCGACCAUUUCGCCCGCUCUUCUCGCCAUCCGGCCCUUGCGCUUUCUGGUGCUCAAGAAUCAGCGCGUCACCCACCUUCUCUCGCUCGCCGGCCUGCUGGCGUACCUGGUCCAGCACCCCGUGCGCCGCCUGUUCACGGUCGGCUUCGGCGUCUGGAUGAGUUGUCUCGGAUGGGCGGCCACCUUGUACUCGGACUCGGUGCAGCCCGCCAGGCUGGAGGCCCGCAUUCUUGCCUGGACCAUCGGCUUGCUCAUGUCCUCGGUCGCCAAGUUCGCCUGGCACACCAACAACCCGAUCUGGCCUAUCAUGCACGCCGCGAACGGUGGCUGGAACGGCACAGGGCUGGUUCUUGCCAUUCUCGCGGCCUUCAGGUUUACCCGUCGUGCGCCCCUGCAGGGUGGCAACCCGGUUGAGAACAAGGGCGGAUCAGCGCUGCUCUCUGCCUUCGGUAUCGGUGGCCUGUUCUUCGGUCUGCACUCGCUGCUCUCUGACACGAGCACCAUGAUCCUCUGGGUUUGGGACGGCUACCCGAUUCGGGGGCCAGUUUCGAACGUGCAUGCUUGGUACACCAUUGCAGCCAUGACCGCCGGCCUUGUUACUGGCGUCUCCAGGCCGGCUCUUGUUACCACCUGGACUGCCUAUGGCGUUGGGUGCGUGGGUGCCGCGCUGCUCACCCUCUACCAGCGCUGGCUCGGCUACUACGGUGCCUUGACCAUCGCGGCCUACCUGAUGGCCAUCUCUGUCCCACUCAUCGGCAGCGCGUCCCAGAAGAACCCUGCCAUAACCUUCGGUCUCGGCUUCUUCAUCUACAACUUCCUAGUUCUCUUCCACGUCUGGGUUGUGGCCUACGCUUUCGUGCCCGGCGGCCCGCUCGUCCGAGAACACACGGACUGGAUCAUGAUCACCAUGAUGCUGCUAAUCGGCGCCGGCGUCUUUGACCUCAUCUCCCAGCGAGCCAAGUCAGGCCGCAAGACGUCGGACCGCCGCCGUCCCGCCGCCACGGGCCACCGGAAAUACCACCUAGGCGCGCUCGGCCUCCUCAACGUGCUCUUCCUCUCGGCCAACUUCCUGCGAUUCCCCACCAACGACUACAAACCCUACCAUGCCGACGACCGGCUCCUGACGGCCGGUAUCUGGACCAUCCACUUCUCGCUCGACAACGACAUGUGGUCGUCCGAGCACCGCAUGCGUGACCUGAUCAAGGAGCUGGAACUCGACGUGGUCGGCCUGCUCGAGUCGGACCUGCAGCGUAUCAUCAUGGGCAACCGCGACACGACCCAGUUCCUCGCCGAGGACCUCGGCAUGUACGUCGACUACGGGCCGGGCCCCAACAAGCACACGUGGGGCGCCGCGCUGCUCUCCAAGUUCCCCAUCCUCAACUCGACCCAUCACCUGCUGCCCAGCCCCGUCGGCGAGCUCGCGCCCGCCAUCCACGCCACGCUCGACGUCUACGGCACCGCCGUCGACGUGUUCGUCUUCCACUCGGGCCAGGAAGAGGACCCCGAGGACCGCCGUCUGCAGUCCGAGUACCUGUCCAACCUGAUGGGAAGCUCCAACCGGCCGAGCAUCCUGCUCUCGUACCUGGUGACGAAGCCGCUCCAGGGCAACUACAACACGUACGUGUCGGAGCGGAGCGGCAUGCACGACGUCGACGAGACCGACGACGACCGCUGGUGCGAGUACAUCCUGUUCAAGGGCCUGCGCCGCACGGGCUACGCCCGCGUGAGCAGGAGCACCAUCACCGACACCGAGCUGCAGGUCGCCAAAUUCGUGGUGCCCGCGACCGAGGCGGACAGCGUGUCAGUGUGGACGGCGCCCAAGGCCCUGCGCGACAAGCGCGUGCCCGAGCACGAGGUGCCCGAGGGCUGGCGGUUCCCGGCCAUGUUCAGGGGGGAGGGCGUCCGGGGGCAUCGGUACCAUGUGUUUGACGAGCCGAGGUAUUUCAACUUUUAGAUGAUGGGUGUGUCGCGGGGUUGGCUAUGCACUGUAAGAUUCUCGCUGGGACGGUGUCGUUUUUCCUUGCUGCUCAUGUAAACAAAAC
Molecule: messenger RNA, 3263 nt
Organism: Thermothielavioides terrestris NRRL 8126
Lineage: Eukaryota; Fungi; Ascomycota; Sordariomycetes; Sordariales; Chaetomiaceae
Exons: 8
Coding region: 275-3175 (966 amino acids)
Biological process (GO): fungal-type cell wall organization; GPI anchor biosynthetic process
Cellular component (GO): endoplasmic reticulum
Source: RefSeq, a predicted model, not a curated record